Molecule: messenger RNA, 2910 nt
Organism: Acipenser ruthenus (sterlet)
Lineage: Eukaryota; Metazoa; Chordata; Actinopteri; Acipenseriformes; Acipenseridae
Product: flagellar attachment zone protein 1-like
Exons: 4
Coding region: 150-1319 (389 amino acids)
Biological process (GO): cytidine to uridine editing
Cellular component (GO): cytoplasm; nucleus
Molecular function (GO): cytidine deaminase activity; RNA binding
Source: RefSeq, a predicted model, not a curated record
GUGGUUCUGUGGUAUAUAUUAAGGGGAAACAGUAGGAGUUUUCAAAAUCCAACUACAGCAUCAAUCUGCCAGGUUAUUUCUUCUGUACUAUCUGAAGAAAACUAAAGCCGCAGCAUUGCAGCUAAUUAUUAAAACACUCUUUUAACAAAAUGGAGAAAAUCGAUGCCGAAAUUUUCACCUUUCAGUUUAAUAACAUGCAAUUUGCCGAGGGCAGAAAUGAGACUUGGCUGUGUCAGAUUCUGUGCAAGAACGAGGAGGCUCCAGAUUUUAAAGUGUACAAAAAUAGCUACUGGGAAGAUGAAAUGUCAAAACUUGCAGAAGAAAUGUUGAAACACGCAGAAGACACAUCGAAUAACACAGAACAAAAUCCGAAACUCAGACAAGAAAUGUUGAAAGCCGCAGAAGGAAUGUUGAAACUGAAGGACAAAAUGGCAGACAUGACGAAACGUGCAGCGGAAAUGAUUAAACAUGCAACAGAAAUGUCAAAACAUGCAGAAGAAAUGUCAAAACACGCAACAGAAAUGUCAAAACACGCAACAGAAAUGUCAAAACUCAUAGGAAAAAUGGUGACAUUCCCUGGAAAAAUGUCAAAAUAUGCAGAAAAACUGAGGAAACUUGCAGAACAAAUGUCAAAACUACCAGCAAAAAUCCCAAAACAUGCAGAUGAAAUCAUGAAUCUCGCAAGAAUGUCAGAACUCAUAAAAGAAAUGAAGACACUCGCAGAAUUUGUUUUUAAAAAAAUGUCAGAAUACACAGAAGAAAUGUCAAAGCUUGCAGAAGAAAUUGCAAAACUCGCAGAAGAAAAGCCAAGACUGGCAGAAGAAAUGGAUAAUCUCACAUAUGAAAUGCGGAAACUCAAGGACAAAAUGUUGAAUGUCCAAGAAAAAAUACCUAUGCAUGCUGAUGAAAUCUGCUUAUGGAAAAAUGAAUCUAAAAUUCAAGGUACUGGAAGUUAUAAAAUAACCUGGUUCAUCUCCUGGAGUCCUUGUGCCAGUUGUGCCCUUCAAAUAAUUGAAUUUGUAGAGAAGCACACCAAUGUGAGCCUGAAUAUCUUUGCCUCCCGGCUGUAUUACUAUCAAUAUGAAUCUCACAAAGAGGGAUUCAGAAAGCUUGCAGGACAUGAAAGAAUUGGCUUAAAGGUGAUGACUGUAAAGGAGUUCCAGGACUGUUUCCAGCAGUUUGUUGGAUUUCAAAAGUGGGAUGACCUUGAUAAGAACUCAAAGUUCUAUGCUGAAGAACUGAGAAGCAUAACGGGAUCUGAUCCAGUGAUGCCUUUUGAAGUGCCCUACAGUGUGUGUGGUGUCUGCCUGGAUUACUAACAGCAAGUCUCCAUCAAGAACGACCAGCAGAACUGACCGCUGGAAAGUGCCUGGAAUCAAACAUGCAGCCUAAACCCAGCCCACCCUCUGUGUUUCUUCUCUUGUGAUAGAUUUCAAAUUGUAGGUGGAAUACUUUGUGAUUUAAUGGGAGUUUUAGACACAUCUCUUUUUAAAUAUAUUUUUCUAAAAUUUAAAGCGUGAUGAACAUCUGUCAACAUGUUAGUGUUUCUCUUUAGUGAGUGGAGUAUUUUAAAAACAUUUCAAACUUCUCUAUGGGCUUUUAAUCAAUUAAUCACACAAUUUAAUUUUCAGUAAAGGGGGUAAAAUAAUGAUUGUUUGGAAAAAUACUAAAACUAUAUAUAUAUAUAUAUAUAUAUAUAUAUAUAUAUAUAUAUAUAUAUAUAUAUAUAUAUAUAUAUAGUCAGACGUUUACAUACCCCAAUGGAAAUUUGUAAUUUAUAGGAAUGUCUUAAACAAAAAAUUAUAGAAAAAAUCUUUUCUAGCAAAAGUUUUGCUUUUGUGGAUGAGGAAAAGGUUACAAGAAAGCAGGAAAUGAAAUUAAUAGCUAGUUGAGGCACCUUUACCAAUAAUAAUCUCUUUUAAAUGAUUAGGAUAUUUGUCAAUGAGCUUUUGGUGUGAUUCUUGACCAUUCUUCAACGCAAAAUUGUUCCAGUUCAUUCAAAUUCCGAGGACUUCUCUUCUGCACAGCUUUCUUCAACUCAUACCAUAGAUUCUCAAUCGGAUUUAGAUCAGGACUUUGACUAGGCCAUUCCAGAACCUUGAUUCUAUUAUUUAUUUAUUUCUUAGCAGACGCCCUUAUCCAGGGCGACUUACAAUCGUAAGCAAAUACAUUAAGUGUUACAAUACAAGUAAUACAAUAAGAGCAAGAAAUACAAUAACUUUUGUUCAAGCAAAGUACAAGUGUGACAAACCACAAUUCAAUAAUACAGCAGAUAAUAGUGAUAAUCUAUUCUUCUUUAACCAUUCUGAAGUAGAUUUUGUGUUUUGGAUCGUUGUUGUUUUGGAACGUCCAGUUGCGCUUUAAACCAGGUUUUGUAGCGGAGGGUUUCAGAUGAUUGGCCAAUAUCUUCUGGUAUGCUAUGGAAUCCAUUUUACCAUGUAUUGGAACUAAAUUUCCUGUGGCAUUAGAGGAAAAACAGCCCCAUAGAAGGAUAUUACCACCUCCAUGCCUAAGGUGUUCAGAUAGCUCUUUACUUUUUCCCAUAUUGACUUAUUGAUAAUGACAGCAAUCAUCCUAUGCCUAAUCAUUGUAUCCUCUCUAAGAAUGUUCACCUACAAUCCUGCAUUUUCUAGACUUUUCUAGAAUUAGGUUCUGCAUUAUCAUAUUGAAAUUUCUAGCACCUUUUAAACAAUACUAUCAUAGCAUCAAAGGGUAUAAAUACUUUUGAAUUGGCAUUUUUUUUUAGUUUUGCAAAGAAAUUUCUGAAAUAAAUAAUUGUAGACAUCUAUUUCUGGUAGCUUUUUUUCCUCAUCCAUAAAAGCAAAAAUUUUGCUACAAAUGAUUUUUUCCUAAAAUUCGUUGUUUUCGAGAAAUGUCUAGAAAUUACGAAUUUCCAUUGGGGUAUGUAAA